GCAAUUAUGUAUCAUAUUUUUGGGAGACAACUCUCUGAAUAUAAAUUAAAGGCAAUUCUGACAGAGUACGCUUGAAAAAUUCGGACAGCAUUUACAUCCAAACGGAUAUAGAGAAAAAGGAUGUAUCAUCCGUUAUACGUGACGCAAUGUCGAACCCACGAAUUUAUACGGAGAUUGCAACAGAAGAAUGCAGAUAAAAAAUAAAAUUGUAUUGCUGACCGGAGGAGCGAACGGGAUAGGAUUUGCCUAUGCUAGAGAACUUUUGCGAAAUGGUGCUGGUCGCAUAGCUAUUCUGGAUGUAAAAGAUUCGAGCGGCAAAGAAGCGGCGAGUAAAUUGAACAAGGAAUUCGGACAGGGGCACGUCAUCUUUAUUUUCUGCGACGUGUCAAAGCCGCAGGAAUUAGAAGCUGGAUUCGCAGAGACGAUCAAGCAGUUUGGUGGACUCGAUAUUCUGAUAAACAAUGCUGGAAUUAUGGAUGACGUACGAUGGGAGCUCAUGAUAGCCACAAACGUAAAUGCUGUGGUCCGCGGAACGUUGCUGGGUUUGCAAUACAUGGGAAAAGACAAAGGAGGCAAGGGUGGUGUCAUUAUUAACAUCGCGUCCAUAUUGGGCUCGGUACCGUCGAAAUACUUUCCAAUUUACACAGGAACGAAGUACGCCGUGAUAGGAUUGAGUCAGUCUUUCGCGAUGCCAUACCAUUACGAGAAAACAGGCGUUCGAAUAUUGACAUUGUGUCCGGGUCUCACAGAUACCGAAUCACUCAGGAAAUCUCAGGAAAGAAUGUUGGACAUCAUCGAUGUCGAAGAACUUGUCGGAGACAGCAGCAAUUUAACUUCCCAAAAGGUUGACAGCGUCGCACACGGUUUGGUGUACAUGAUACGAUCGGCCCAAAACAGCACGGUUUGGGUAGCUGAAAACGGAGAACCCGUUUACCAAAUCAUGAUUCCCGAUCGUUUACUCACCAAAGUUUCAGCCUGAAGAUAAUUCGAAUAAUGAUUAUUAUCUGUCUGUAAUGAAAAAUUUGAAGAUGUUAAUAAUAAUAAUAAUAAAAAAAAAAAAGUUUUCAACGUC
This is a messenger RNA of Neodiprion virginianus, 1072 nucleotides long. RefSeq names its product 15-hydroxyprostaglandin dehydrogenase [NAD(+)]-like. Gene Ontology annotation, molecular function: oxidoreductase activity, acting on the CH-OH group of donors, NAD or NADP as acceptor. Bases 188 to 979 code for a protein of 263 amino acids. The record is from RefSeq and is a predicted model, not a curated record. NCBI's taxonomy places the organism in Eukaryota, Metazoa, Arthropoda, Insecta, Hymenoptera, Diprionidae. The transcript is spliced from 8 exons. Gene Ontology annotation, cellular component: cytoplasm.